Molecule: messenger RNA, 837 nt
Organism: Aureobasidium vineae
Lineage: Eukaryota; Fungi; Ascomycota; Dothideomycetes; Dothideales; Saccotheciaceae
Source: the annotation of a GenBank genome assembly
AUGCAAGAAAUGGACGUUCUCAUCCUCGGAGCCGGCUGGACGUCGACAUUCUUGAUACCGCUGCUGAAGGCACGCCAUAUAACGUUCGCCGCCACCACCACGGAUGGAAGAGACGGCACUAUCAAGUUCAAGUUCGACCCUUCUGAUCCGGAUCCUAGCUACUUUAAGACUCUGCCUGCUGCUCGCAACAUCCUGAUCACUUUCCCACUCAAUGAAAAAGGCCAGGCUCACAGGCUGGUGUGGUCGUACAACUUUACACAUCAGCACCCAGCAGCCAACGUUCGAUUCCUGCAGCUUGGAUCCACCGGCAUCUGGCAAAUUGAUCAAAAGGCGACAUGGGUCGACCGACACUCGCCUUACAACAAGGAGAACGCCCGAGCAAUCAGUGAGGACGAGCUGAUGUCUAUGGGCGGGUGCGUACUCAACCUUGCAGGAUUGUGGGGUGGAGAGCGACAGCCAAAGAACUGGGUUGGCAGGGUCGCAACCACCAAGGAUCAGGUCAAGAGCAAGAAAAGCUUGCAUCUGAUUCACGGCGAGGAUGUGGCACGAGCAAUCCUUGCAAUCUUUGAGAAGUGGGAGCAUGCCAAAGCAUCAGGCUCACGUUGGAUGUUGACCGAUGGCCAAGUCUAUUGUUGGUGGUCGCUCAUGGCAGGAUGGGCCAAGGAAGGAAAGCACGUCGACGAACAGCCCAGCAAGCAAAGUCGAUGGGUCUAUGAGUUGAUGCAGGAAGAGGACGUCAAAGCAUUGCCUAGAGAUAUGGAGACACUAGGCAGGUGUUAUGACAGCCGCGAAUUCUGGAAGACCUUCGAUCUUACACCCCUCAGGAGCAGGAUCUAA